ACAACAUACAACAUCACCACAAGUCUUUUUACACGCGGCACCAAGCUAUUGGGGCUUACGUUCCGAGCCAACCAUCCUUGAAACUCUGAUUUCACGUUUGAAUUCCAUCAUAGUCAAUUAUUCUUCUGUAUGAGGUCAAGAACUUUGUGAAUAUCGUGGUGGCCUUAACAUGGGAGCCUCGGAGUCGAAGUUAGUCUUCAAGCAGGGCAUCUUUCGCCUGUCGGAGGAGAAGGAAAUCCCCGCAGAUGAUCCGUACUGGGCAAGAUUCUGGGAGCUUCCUGAGUCCACAGAAGAUGUCUUUAGUCUCUUCACCCCAGCAGAUAUCCGACGAACACGCGAUCAAGCGCUGGGCAAUUUUGAGACCCUGUUACUAUCAAUAACAUCUCGUCUCACGGCUUUAAAAAACCAUCCUUCCUUUCCGGACCCAGAACUCGCUCCCGAUCGAGAUGCGCUGAACUGCAUUCGCAUUCUUACCCACGUCCUUCCCUACGUUUAUGAAGCGGACCAUCUCGAGGAUUGGGAGGAGAAAUUCUUUUGGACUCGGAGGAGGAAAAAGACUAGGGCGGCCCAGCUGGCGACAGACGUCCUAUUUGAUGAAGCGAACGGCCAAGAUGGACAAGACCAACCGUCCCCUCGGGAUCGUGAUUACGAGGAUGUGAAGCCUUUGGCUGAGGAGCUGAUUGACACGCUUAUGGAUCUCCUCUUCUACUCGGAUUUUACCAUCCCAAGGCUACCUUCGGCGAAGGGCAAUGUUUCGUACUCUAUCUGGCAAAGUGGGGUCGGUUGCAAUACGUCAAUGGGCUCGAGCAAGGAAUUUGAGAAUAAUCGCAGUGAGGUCCUCCGGCUCCUACUCACAUUGACCGGAAAAGCAAUGUAUAUGUCUUCCAGUUUACUCCCGGUCCAAGGUGUGAAGGCUAUCACAUACAUUACAACUUCUCAAGAGAAACAGGCAGUCUUAACAUUGCUAUGCUCACUAUUAAACACGGCUAUCAAGUAUAAUCCCGCGUCGUGGAGAGUCCCAUACGACCAUGUGGUGUGGAAGGACCCGAGACAAAUAUUGGUUAUCUACUGCCUUCAGUUCCUUCUUGUGCUUCUCUUAUAUCCAGUUCCAGAGGAUGGUCGUGGAACUCCCCCAAAGAACUACUACCGCCACUACUUUGGUCGUCUGCAUAGACCACAGGACUUCCAAUUCCUUGUCGAUGGCAUGACCAGAAUUCUGAAUCAGCCUAUGCAAGCAACAACGUCCUAUCUCCCUGGUAGCCAAAAGUCCGUCAAAUGGGCACCGGAGAUGUUGGUUCUCUUCUGGGAGGCCUUGCAAUGCAACAAGCGAUUUAGAUCUUUCAUAAUUGACUCAAACCGCUCCCAUGACUUUAUUAUUCUCUGUUUAUUUUAUGCCAUUAUAUACAAGUCCGACCCAGCCAAGCAAGGCGUUGUCCGGAUGUGCAUAUUCAUUCUGCAAACCAUGAGCGUUGAGCCUAAUUUCGGGCAGAGUUUGAAUAAGAAGUUUGAGGCUCAAGAUACCCUUCCACAGAGUAUUCGCAUACCUGGGUUUAGAGGAUCUUAUGCUGAUUUCUUGUUUAUGUCUGUUCAUACCUUGAUAACCACCAGCAAAGGCAAGCUGAACGCUGUCUAUCCAGCUCUACUUGCUGUUAUCAACAACAUAGCGCCAUAUGUUGAACAUUUAUCUCCGGCAACGUGCUCAAAGAUCCUUCAACUUUUCUCGUCCAUGUCGGCGCCCAGCUUCCUCUUGGCCAAUGAGACCAACCACACCCUGCUUGCUUCGGUGCUGGAAUCCAUCAACUCGAUUCUCGAGCACAAUUUCACAAAAAACCCGUCCCUCAUUUACGCAAUUCUGAAAUAUAGAAAGCGUUUUGAAGCGGUGCGAGAGUUUACACUAGAAAGCGGCCAGCAGGAGAUUGAACGGCAAAACGAGAGAAGAAAGGCCGAAAAUCGUGAUCUUGUUGCCAGUCCAGUUCUUUCGGCAUCUGAAGAUGAGCCCCGCAUUUCCUCUGGAGCACGGUCACCUUUAGGCCGAAUUCCAGAAGAGAAUAACAACCCAUUUGCCAUUGGAGGGGAUGACUCGGAUGAUGAGGGCGAAGGACAACACACCCCGGCACAGGAUUCAACUUCCGUCCAAACUUCCCGCCGGUCCUCAAUUUCAUCUAUAGUCGAUGAGAGCGUCCCCUUACAACUCAGGGGUAUGUCAGAGAAGGCGCGAGGCAAAAUGCCCGCCGGACAGCCGUCUUUCUCUCGACAAAACAGUAUGACAAGCCAAAGCAGUAUGUCUGCUAUCUUCUCGGCAUCUUCGAAUACCUUCACGCCAACUACCGCUUGGCUUGAGUCUUGGUUACCCGAACUCCCUCUUCAUACUAUUCUUACAGUCAUCUCAGCCAUCACCCCUAAUGUUCCCGAGUCUGCAUUUGAGUCGUCUACUAGCCCUGAGGCUCGUUCAUUGAUUGCAAACCUUGCAUCAUUCUCGGAAGACCCAAUGAUCCGAUGCAUUACCGCAGAACCCGCACCGGAGCGCGUGCAUUCCUUCGAAUGGUCAGCCCUGUCGAUGGGCUGGUAUGAAUCAUUGCUCUGGGGAUUCAUCUUUUCGGCCGAAAUGGUUGUUGGUUCUGCAUCUGGGGCUACUCCUGGUACAGUUGGUGUAUGGAAUGGGACGGCGAUUAAGCUGUUCAAGGUCCAGGAAGCUGCCGCCCAGGGACCAACCUUACUCGCACCCAAAGGUGCUGUGGAUGCCGUUGGAAGUAAUUUGGUCCAGCGGAUCGGAAAUCUUAGUCUCCGACGGAGUAGCACGCAGCAGGACUCCCAGAACAACUCUCGGCCUCCGUCCGUUCGUGAGGUCUAACGCUCUGACCCACCACUCUCCAUGGGGUUCCGUUACUUCAAGAUAGUAGCCUUGUUCUUAAUGACUUUACUUUGUUCCAUAUGAUACCUAGCUGGCGUUCACAAUUGAGUAUUGAUUAGGAAAGGCUAGUGAUAACUUCCCUCGUAUACCUACCCAGAAUUGGCAUACACUGGUGGUGCCCCCUCUGACUUCAGAAACCUCAGUUAUAAUAAAGACAAAUAUAACCUAGCUAGCC
Molecule: messenger RNA, 3086 nt
Organism: Aspergillus ochraceoroseus IBT 24754
Lineage: Eukaryota; Fungi; Ascomycota; Eurotiomycetes; Eurotiales; Aspergillaceae
Product: Hid1 family protein
Exons: 8
Coding region: 170-2851 (893 amino acids)
Cellular component (GO): membrane; Golgi trans cisterna; Golgi medial cisterna
Source: RefSeq, a predicted model, not a curated record